Molecule: messenger RNA, 5190 nt
Organism: Ceutorhynchus assimilis (cabbage seed weevil)
Lineage: Eukaryota; Metazoa; Arthropoda; Insecta; Coleoptera; Curculionidae
Source: the annotation of a GenBank genome assembly
GACAUCGGCGCCGGGACGCCUCAGUAAGUCGGUCGUGCAGCGCGACGCCACUUAUUGCACCGACCGUCCAAAAUACCACACUUGGUUUUCAAUUUUCCAAUUUUCUUUUUUUUUUUUGCUGCAAAACUAUUUAGCGUGACUGUGCCCUUAAGUGGACUCUUACCUGUAUGGAUGUCAGUGGCGUCGCGUUUUACAAUAAUUCGGUUAAAAUGCGACCGAGUCGUUGUGCAGACGCGCCCUUAAACGGCCCUGCCCAUCGACAACAGGUGCGCAGUACAGGAUCGGCAGACGGAGGGGUUUGCGUGUGGCAAAAUGGUGUUUUGUGAACUGUUGGGGAUCAGAAGAAAUGCCCGUGAGCACGGGACUAACGUCAUUCCAUCAUCAAGGCUCCGCAGCAUCGGAGGCUCCAAGGGCCAAACGGUGCAAACUCUGCGACGAAUCCAGUCAUCGCAGUGAGCCAGGUAGCGGCUUCUGGCAGCUCCAAUUAGACCGGGAUUUGGUCGAUACCAUUUCGGCCAUCUACCCGGAGUGGUUCAAAGACAACAUGACAGAUAAGGGUGGUAAUGGGGGUGCGGCGGCGAUCGGUCGACACCAGUCGCCGUUUCGCGAAUCGCCCCCCAAAGCUAUCAUCGAUACGUCCCCAAUUCAUAUGGAUCAGAACAAAGAAUCCCUCAAGGUGAAGCUUCUUCUGCGGAGGCCGCUCGACCAGCUGGUGGCCCAAGGAAUAGUGCCCCCCCAAGGCCAACGAAAAUCAGCAGAACGGGCGAAAACGGGUGAUAUCCUAAAAGCGAAAAUCCAACAGAGACCGCCACGACAAGAACUCGAGCGCAGGCACAUCCUGGAAGCCGAAGCAUUGCACGCUGACCCGAGCUUGGCCGAACGGCAGCGCAUGCUUAAAAAAGCCCGUCUAGCCGAUCAACUUAACGAUCAACUGUCGCAUAGACCAGGCCCCCUGGAACUGAUCCAGAAGAAUAUCUUGCACACGGAAGAGCCUAUAGAGCAAGCAGUGAAAACUGGCCAAAUACCUUAUAAGGCUACCAGUGAAGGUGCUUUAAAGCGGCCGCAACAUCCCCACAAUUAUAUUAAUCCCGAGGAAGAUUCGCAAGGCAGUUCCGAAGGUGACGCCACAGUGAGUCCUGGACCUAUCGACGUUAUCGAAACAGCCGCAAAGUCCGCAGGAAUAGUUGUGUCGUUAAUACAACCCGAAGGAACUGUUGUGCUUACUACAGCCACGCCUGGCUUAUCAAAAGACAAUACUGAAAUAGUGUUUGCUGAUAUGUGUAGACCUUUACUUUCUCAAGGCAGCGCGAGUCCUGCUUCUUUAGUGUCAUCAACGUCAACUUUAAGUCCCCUAUCUUCUGUAGCUAGUCCAGUGUCGUGUAUAGCCUCACAACCGGCCACGCCCGUUCCGGUAAUACCUCCGCCACCUCCACCACCAAGACUUAUACCUCCCAGCAUCAAAUGCGAUGCACCUGGCAAAGACAAAAACCGAAAAAAAUCCAAAUCCAAAUCGGCACCUAAAGCGCGCACAAUUAAGUUUCACGAAUACAAAGGACCACCCAGCGCGCAAAAAAGCAGUAGCCUUAACGGCCCAGGCAACGGAGAAAGUAGUUACGACUUGUUACUAAAACAGCAAACUUUGUUGUUGCAAUUUCAGUUGCAGCUGCAACAUAAAUUCCCAAAAAUAAUUCUACCUGCAUCGCAAAAAAGAGACAGUGAAAGUAAUAAUGGAAUAAGCAUUAACAAUUCUAGUAGCAUCAGUAGUAGUAUAAACACCCAACAACCUUCUCCUGCGCCUUCAACGUCUUCAGAAUCCUCAGUAGUGCCAAGCAAAAAGUUGGAAGACAUGAAAGUGAGUGAUCUUAGAGCCGAACUCAAACGCCGUAGCUUGCCAGUUUCCGGAUGCAAACCUCAAUUAAUAGAACGGUUAAAAUCCCACUCCACCAGUCAAAGUUCCGACACUGUCAACCACAACCCCGGCUCAGUAGAUUCUUCAAUACACAGCAACGCUAGCAUGGAUCAAUCCCAUAACAGUCCACCUUUCCAAGAUUUAGGUUCACCUAGCGAAUCACUCAAAGACGAUCACCACGACUACAUGGACAUUGCCGAUCCAGUAAGUCCUGCACCACAAUCAGAUAGUGCGCAAAAACUCAACGAAGAUCUAGUCAGAGAACAACAAAGACAAAUAGAAGAACUACAAAGAGAAUUAACAUUAAGCCAAUUGAAGUUGCAAGUGUUGAACAAUACCAGAACUGAAACUACAACACAAUUGUUACAGAAACACUUGCAGGCCAAGCAACAACAACAACAAGCAGCUGCCCAGCUUCAACAACAAAAUAUCGCGUUACAAAUGAAGCAGUUACAAGCUCAGGCUAAACAAGCGCAAGUGAAUGAGGAACAGCAAAGGCUACAGCAACAACAGCAUAUUGCUUUCCAAAAUCAGAAAAAUCUUAACACUGUAAUGCUUAACGGGGAUCAGAAGAAUGUGGGUUUAGUUUUAAAUGGGGCUGAUGCGGCAGUGCUUUAUCAGUUUAUGCAAGGUAAGCCUGCUAAAUUGAUAAACGGGCAUAGUAGGACAACUAGUUUGCCUAAUUUCGUUUUGGCUGAUAUUAAACGGGAAUAUAUUGAAGAAGUUAAGCCUCCUCCUGAAAUUAAAAUUGAGUAUUCAGAUAUAAGUGAAAUCCCCAAGCCACCGCCGUUAUAUGAGGAAGCUACUAAGCAAAUAAAGAAAAAUAGUGUCAAAAGUCAAAUAGUGGAUGAUGUUUUGGAGAUAUUGAUCAAAAAUGGUGAGUUGCCGGCUAGUGCAGCCUCAUACCCUUCGACUCCUGGCUCUGCCGGCACUAAAGCACAGGAACCAUUGUAUCCGAAUAAUCAAAGUUUGUUGACUGAUCUCGAAAAUAACGUUCAAAUGAUCGAUACGAGUAGUCCUGAACAUUCAGCACUUUCUGGUAUCGAUCCUACAGAACUGUUAGAAUCUUUGGACAAUAUGGAUUUCAACCAGUUAGUCAUGGAUUUGGGGCAAGUUAGCGAAAACAAUAAUUUACAGACUGAAGAACAAAAUAGUGUUGUGCCUAUGGAUACUGAUGAAUGGCUCGAGGCCCUUAUGUCUGGCGAUAAUAGCUAUCCAGGUACAAAUGGAAGUAACUCGUUGACUUUGAAUAGUCAAGAUAGUCAGGAUUUGGGGGUGGCGUAUGAUCCUUUAUUAGGCAUAGCUCAAGAUCCUUUUGAUCCGUUCAAUUUGGAGGAGUUUAGGCCGGCAGCUGAUAUUACUUUAUCAUGGGACAAAGUUGAUUAUGCUACGUAACUUGAGUUAGGAUGAAUAUUUAUUAGGUGAUGAUCCAUACUGGGGCCUUUUUGAUACUUUUUUUUUUUGAAGUGUGAUUGAUAGUUUAAGUAAGGAAAUAUUUUUCUUGGUCUGGAUUCUGUAUACUCAUAUACCGAGUGGGAUGUUAUCCUAAAAUAUAAACUAUAAUAAUAUUUAUUACAAUAUUAUAUUAUAUUCUCCGUACGCUUAUAUUCCAGUGAUGUGAAGUUCGGGUCGAUAUUAUUGACAUUCCAAACGUUAAAAAAAAUGUAUAUCGACUGCCGAUUCGCCAUUUUAAGUUUUUUAGAAAAAUAUAAAAUAAAACAGAGGCGUAGGGACCAGGACGGUCACAGACCAUUGACUCGGAGUCACAUCGUUCGUCAGCAGUCGGGAUGAUACCUUGCAUUGUAUAUAUUACGAUUUUUUUCUUUUUUUUUUUUUGUAGAUAUUUAACGCCUAUUUUAAGUUUAACUGUGUAAAUAAUUACGUUGAAUGGGACAACUUUGGGAUGCGUCAUUUUUUUUUUUUUAGUUUAAGUUGUUGAUUUUGAGUUAUUAGGAAGGAUAACGGCAAUGUUGUGGUUAUAUAAGGGUAGUGCUAAAUAACUGGUGGUUAGUGGAAGGAAAGUUGACUUCUAAAGAUCAAAAUUAGUUUCAAGGGCACUAGAGGAUGGUAAGGAUUUCAAGAAAGAAUUUUCCAUUUUUUAUUAUACUCGUCUUCCUUUUUCUUCAUCGAUCAUCAGUUAGUGAGUGGCACCAUGUUUUUUAUAGAAAUUUGUUUUUAUUUUUUUAAAUUUUAGAGCAUUAUUUUUAUUUUUUGUUUUUUCUAUUCAUCCCCUAAUUCAAAAUCAACACAAAUUGUAUUUUGUGAUUUGUUUAUUAUAGGUCUGUUCCAACCGACAUGAAAACCAGUAAUUUUCAGUGGUCCAUUUAUUUUUCAAUAAGUUGAACGUUUAACCCACUAUUGAUGGACUAGAAAUUAUCGUUCUAUGUCAGUUGGAACAGAGCUUUUAUAUAAAAAGGCAUUUUCGUUUUUCUUGCUAGUCAAUUAAAUGUACUUAAAUUAAAUUAUUAUUUAGUGUAAUAUUUUACUCAGGUGCUCAUUAAACAAAUUUUUUUUUAGAUGAAUUAUUAGAUAAAUUUAAAUUAUUUAGGUCGUUAUUUUUAGGCUCUCUUCACAGUUAAAACUGUACCCAGCCUUAGGCGAGUGUUUUUCUCUCGAAUUGGGCUUGUUUAUUAAAUUGUAUUGUAAUAAUGCUCAAAUAACAAUAAAAUUAGCUGCGUAAGAAGAAUUUAAUAUACAAGAUAUGAAAAACGUGAAAUUUUCUUCAUUAUAGGAACAUUUUCAAUUAUAUAAUCCUGUAGCAAAAUAAGUAUAUCCACUUUAUACAACAAACUAAAUAUUUUUGGACCAAAUUUAGUAGUUUAUAUAGUCAAACAAUAUAGUACUAGUAAACGAAAAAUACUCUCAGUUAGAAUAAUUAACUAUUAUUAGUAAUUCCAUUUGUUUGGUGCGUUAGCUAAGCCUUCCAAAGUUGUCUGAAGGUUUAAAAACCAAACCUUAGCCCAGUGUCAAAAAAACAAAACUUGUUUGAUUGUUUACUUUUUUUUUUUGAAAAAUUCGCCUUUAUUAGUAUUUAAUUUAAGCAAAUGUUAGGACAUUCAAUUUAUUUUGUUGACUAUUUGUAUUAUAAUUGAUUAAUUACAUAUUAUUAUAAUAAUUAUGGCAGCCAUAUUGCCAUGGCUGUGCGAGUAAAUGUGUGUUAAUUUAAUUUAAAAAUUUAAAAAAAUUAUAUUUGAGUAUGGCGUUCCUAAACAAAAUGCUAAUUUUUAUUUGUGGAUAGAAUGAUGAUUAAUAAAUCUGAUAUUCGUAUGUGAGAAACAUAA